GAAAUUUGGAACAGUUGCAGAUUCCUUGUUUUCACCCAAAUGGGUUGAGACGGAGAAAAGAAAGCUUACCCCUUUUGAAACAAGCACAAACAGACAGAGACACAGACAGUUAAUCUCCGUUGGAGGAAUGUCGACGGAGUCACCGAAAUAUCUCAUUGGAUUCUUCACUAUUCGAAUCUACCACUGUUUCUCUCUUUUCUUUUAAGUUGUAGCGUCCAGCUUCAUAGGCCUUCUUCUUCUUCUUCUUCUUCCGGCUGUUGUUCCUCUGUUUGGUGAGCUGUGCCUCAUAAUGUUGUCGGAAUUAGUUAGAAGAUGAGUUUGGUGUUCAAGUUUGUUGCAAUGGAUUCGCAGCCUUGAAAGUCGAUGACGUGCUAGAGAGGCAAAGGCAAUGGAGUUGUUACUACACAAGAAGAAGUUUUCUUUGAAUCACAAAGACUAUACUUUGUACGAGGAAGUUGGUCAGGGUGUGAGUGCCACUGUGUACAGAGCUCUCUGCAUCCCACUUGAUGAGACUGUCGCCAUCAAAGUAAUCGACCUCGAGAAGUGCAACAAUGAUAUGGAUAUGAUUCGGCGAGAAGUACAGACUAUGAUCUUGCUAGAUCAUCCUAAUCUGCUGAAAGCACACUGCUCUUUCAUAGCUACCAGGAGUCUGUGGAUCGUCAUGCCUUACAUGGCCGCCGGAUCAUGUCUUCACAUCAUGAAGUCUGCUCAUCCAGAUGGUUUUGAGGAGAACACUAUCGCGACAUUGUUGCAUGGAGUUCUCAAGGCCCUUGCUUAUUUACAUUCCCAUGGUCACAUUCACAGGGAUGUUAAGGCUGGAAAUAUACUGGUUAGUUCUAAAGGUGCAGUUAAGUUGGCAGAUUUUGGCGUUUCAACUAGCUUGUUUGAAUCCGGCAAUAGACUUCACUCAAGAAAAACUUUUGUCGGAACUCCAUGCUGGAUGGCUCCAGAAGUUAUGCAGCAAUUGCAUGGAUACGACUUCAAAGCAGACAUCUGGUCACUGGGGAUAACAGCACUAGAACUUGCUCAUGGCCAUGCCCCAUUCUCCAAGUAUCCACCAAUGAAGGUUUUGCUGAUGACCCUACAAAAUGCACCUCCUGGCCUUGACUAUGAAAGGGACAAGCGAUUUUCAAAUUCUUUUAAAGAGUUAGUUGCUGCUUGCUUAGUUAAGGAUCAAAAGAAGCGUCCUACUGCAGACAAGCUCUUAAAGCACCGUUUCUUCAAGCAUGCACGUUCAAAGGAAUUUAUAGUUCGGACAAUUAUCGAUGGCCUUGGUCCCCUUGGUGAUCGAUUUAGGAUGUUGAAGCAAAAAGAGGCUGAAUUAUUGGGGCAAAAUGGUGAAGAGCAUUUGUCACAGAUAUUAUGUUAUACUAUAUAUUUUCUGCAGCAAAAGUAUAUACGAGGGAUCAGUGCAUGGAAUUUUGACCUGGAGGACUUGAAAAGACAGGCUGCUCUUCUUCAGGAUGAUGAUGGCAUCAGAAUUGCAGAUAAUCAAGAGUGGAUCUGCAAACAGAAGAGCGGACUUGAUACCUCCAUUGGUCUAGUAAAGAGAGAUUCCAUUACUGUACCUGUCGAUAGCGUCAGUAACAGUGGAUCAACAUGGAAACAUACGGACUUCAAAAAGUUUGAAGAACCAGUUGAUUCAUCAAGACUAAGUGAUCAGUUGACAGAAGUCACAGAACAUCAGAAGAGAGAUAAUGCUACAUGUUUACAUGAGACAGCAUUAAAUGAACCCAGGCUCCAAUGUAAUGGGAAACCCAUAGUCACAGAGCCAGAUUCCAGUUUUAAGGACAUGCGAAACGGCUCUACGAGGCCAUAUUUUGAGGAUUCAGUAGAUUCAAUAAACGGCCAUGCAGCAGCUUCUGUCAUUCCUGCGCUCCGUUGCAUUCUGCAUCAAAAUGCCAUGCAAAUGGAAGAAACAAUGAGAUUGAUUGAAACUGUUCGUCAAAUCACAGGCACUCAUGCGGAGUUCCCAGAAGCAGUAAAUAAUAAAAAACCAAUGCAGUUCUCUUUAGCUUCUGCAAGGGAGAGAGUCCUAGAAGCUCAUGUGAUUUCUAUUGAAAAGAGGAUCAAGAAACUAGUCGACGAGUUGGAGAUUCAAAAGAUGAAAAAUGCGAAGCUGGAAAGACAACUAAGUCAGGUUAACAGGGAGUAGAGAUUUUCAGGCAUAAUACAAUUUCACUUCUAGCCUUUCAUACAGAAGAGAUUGGGAUUUCAUAUGCUUCUGCUUACACAGGAAACUGUUCCACUAUAUAAUUACAGUAAUCUCUAUGGGAUUCUGGAAAUGAAUAUCAGAUAUUUUCUCGUUAACCUCUC
Messenger RNA from Argentina anserina (silverweed cinquefoil), 2316 nucleotides. Its product is annotated as serine/threonine-protein kinase BLUS1-like. Gene Ontology annotation, molecular function: ATP binding; protein kinase activity; protein serine/threonine kinase activator activity. The transcript has 19 exons. Gene Ontology annotation, biological process: protein phosphorylation. The coding region runs from base 389 to 2155 and encodes 588 amino acids. NCBI's taxonomy places the organism in Eukaryota, Viridiplantae, Streptophyta, Magnoliopsida, Rosales, Rosaceae. The record is from RefSeq and is a predicted model, not a curated record.